Molecule: messenger RNA, 7029 nt
Organism: Paramuricea clavata
Lineage: Eukaryota; Metazoa; Cnidaria; Anthozoa; Malacalcyonacea; Plexauridae
Source: the annotation of a GenBank genome assembly
AAGACGAGAAAUCAGGCUUGCGUAAGUUUAUCGAAGGGUUCAAAUCGAGAAAGCGAGUAACGUUUGUCGCACCGAAGGCUGCCUCACAUGACAGCCAAACUAGUCUGGAAAACUCGACUCAAAAUGGAGCACAGGUUUCAUAUCUUAACAGCGAUAUUAAAAGAAAAGAACUGUUGCCAAAAGAAAGCCCAGUUACUCCAGGAAGUGGCCAGCCAGUCUGUCAGUGACUUUCUUAUUCAGUUAGCCAGUCCAUUGGCUGAUCAGUCAGCCAAUCAGUUGGUAAGUUGAUCAGGCCUAAAAAAAAUACCUGUGGUUCCGGUUUCAUAUCGUGAAAAAAUGAUGCGUAUUUCCUAUGGACGAAUUUGGCAAUUUAGUUCAAUAAUUAGUGUGACAACAGACGCCAUAAUUUUGGCAUGCUGUAUGAGCAGCCCGCACCACCUGGAGAAAAUAGGGUCGCACAGUCAAUCGCGUUGAAAAAACUAUAGGAGGUAUUUUUUUUAGGCCUCAGCCAUAUAUAGAAUUUUUUAAUACUUUCAUGAUUAUAUUUUGUCUAAACAAAGCUUGAUUGAAAUAUUUGAUUAUAUGCUUAUCUGCAUUGAAAAUGGUUUUGUAUUUGACUAUUCUGACAGCAAUCUCAAGGCACUAAUAACUUGAAGAAAUAUUGGAUGCCAGAUGAGCAAUGCAAGGUCUGUUACGAAUGUGGAGUCAAGUUUCAUACAUUUAGACGUCGUCAUCAUUGUCGGCUUUGUGGUCAAAUAUUUUGCAGUCGGUGUUGCAAUGAAGUUGUUUCAGGACAUCAAAUUGGAUACACUGGUAAAAUAAGUAGUUCCACUAUACUAUCAUUAGUGAGUAUUAUCACCACCAUGCAUCAUCAUCAUCAAACCCCAUCACCAUGAUUGCCAUCAUCACCAAUACCAUCAUUACCACUGGUCACCAUCACCAUCAUAAUCACCACCAUCAUCACCACCAUCAUCUUGCAUCAUGAUCAUCACCAACACCAACCUACCAUCACCACCACCAUCAUCACCACACCACCAACCACCAUCACCAUGUCAUACCAUCAUCAUGAUGCACCAUCAUCAUGAUGCACCAUCAUCAUCAUGCAUGCACCAUCAUCACCAUCACCACCAUCAUCACCAUCAUCACCACCAUCAUCAUCACCACCACCACCACCAUCAUGCACCACGAUCAUCAUGCACCAUGAUCAUCAUGCACCAUGAUCAUCACCAACACCAACUUCACCACCACCAUCAUCCUCACCACCAUCAUCAUCAUGCACCAUCAUCACCACCAUCAUCAUCACCACCACUACUAUCGGCAUCAUCACCAUGCACCAUCAUCACCAUGCACCACCAUCACCAUGCACCACCAUCAUCACCACCAUCAUUAUCAUGAAUGACUACAAGCCGUGACCUAUACCUCUAGUUCUGAUAUUGAGAAGAACUUAAAACAACUCAAAGAAGACCUAAGUCUUGUUGCACAACCAGAUAGUACCAACCCUGCUGUCAGUGUUCAUGGUUGGAAUGCUUCAUUAGAUGAUCCUGAACUCAAUCGAUCAUUUGAUGUUUUGAGUACAGGAGGAAAUCUAAACUAAACUAAUUUUACUUUAUAUUGGAUAGCUCCACCAGUUCCAAAGUGUUCUUCCUUAAGAGGUCCAGUAAGAAUCCUAUACCUAUCAGUUCUAAACUUUUUCCCUAGAGGUCCCGUAAGGGUCAUCUCUUAUUAAUCUAGUGUUACUACAUUAGGAACCUAAACUAAACUAACUUUAUUUAUACUGGAACACCUAUCAGUCAGUUCUAAACUGUUCUCCCUAGAGGUCCAGUAAGGGUAAUCUCUUGUUGAUCCAGUAUUACUACAGGAGGCAACCUAAACUAAACUAACUUUAUUUAUACUGGAACACCCUAUCAGUUCUAAACUGUUCUCCCUGGAGGUCCAGUAAUCUAAGGAUCAUCUCUUAUUGAGGAAAUAGUGCUGUGCAAACUCUGGUUUUUCAUCUCCGGCUCCGGCCGAAUUACAGCUCUGAGCUCCGGCCACAUCAUAAAAUAUUAAAUAAAUGUUUUACGAUCAGAGAACAUUUAUUAAUAUUAUUAUGAAUAACCCUUUUCGCGCUUCCUAAAUCAGCUCAGGAAACAAAACAGUGAAAACACUUAACCACGCAGAAAAUAUCUAUAUGGAAACCAGCCUCGAAAAAUCUUUGACACGAGGCAUGACUCCGGCUAGUCCGGUGCACAGCACUAUGAGGAAACUGAAGUAUGUGGAGAAUGAAAGUGUAAUGAUUGAUAUAUUCUUUCCACUCAGGAUUCAUUCAAAGACUUGUGGAAACAGAUCACCCUCCUAGAACUGGUCUAGAGUUCUUGACUCACAGAGUCAGGCUUCGAACAUAUUCUACUUGUUUUGUUGGCCGAGAUCUUAUGAAUUGGUUGAUGAUCAAUAGAAAAGCACCAAAUAGGUAUAUAAUAUAUUGUAAUUUGCCAGUUGACAUCCACCUGGAAUUAGGGAAAUCAUUGUAUAUUUAUUCUAUUUAUGCCAGAUCAAAUUACUCUGUCUAAUGCCAGAUGGUUGUACUCUAAUUUUAGGCCAGUAGCUCUCCAAAUUUGCCAAGGAUUGCAAGACUUGGGUUGGAUUGAACCACUGAACACAAGAGAACCAGCUUUUAAAGAUGACAUUUCUCUCUAUAUUCCCGGACCAGUAAGCUGACUUUGAAUCCUUUUUAAAUGUUGAUUCUUCUUAUAAGUGUGAACACAUUGAUUCAUUGUUGUCCACUAUCGUAUUGCUUACUGGAACCCAACAAUACUUACACAUUUCUCAUUUUUCACAGAGAGCCAGUGAUGAACUUUACUAUCCCGACUUGCGUCCACCCUCGUCAGUUCCCCAAGGGAAUAAUUCUUAUAAAGGAAAACGAGAACCGGUUGUUUUCAUUUUGUAUUACAAACGGGAAAUUGAUAAUCAGAUGAUCAAACUGAUUAUCAAUUUCCGUUUGUAUGCAAAAUGACUGAAAAACGGCAAACUUCGCAAGGCUAUAUUAUCCGCAUUUUACAACAUUUCGCAACGAAAUUUCGGAAUAUUACUAAUUUUGUGAUGCUCUUUCAAGCUGUGAUGAAAUUUUUGUCCAGGCAUAUCUAGAUAAAAAUUUCACUCAUACAACAAUUAUCAAGAUCGGGUAAAGACAAGAUAUAGUUCGUGUGAUACUUUGUCUGUGUGUAAACAGGUUAAAGACACAGUUCAGCAUUUUGAUUGAUUAAGGCGCACUUCAGCCCUUUUAAUUGAAAAAAAAACUAAAUAGGAAAAUGAAUUAUGGUUUUUCUCGUGUCCCUGGCUUUGUUUACCAACAACAAUCCAUAGUUUUUACCCGUGAAGUGAAACUGUGAUAAUAGCGGCAGUUUUUCGUCACGUCCGCGUCGUAGAUUUGGUAUAUCUUAAGCUCCCUAUUCUAGCUACAGUAGUUCUCCUAGGAUCUAGAUGGAUGGUGCGUUUUACACUAUACGAACGAAUUAUCGGGCAAGUAAUUCCAGAGUCAAAUACAUAUCAGGCGGUCCAAGCGCUCAAUCGCCGAGCCUCGAUGUCUUCGUGAACGUUGAAAACUGUUACCUUCCUAAACGACUGGUAUCCGUGGAAGCCAGUGAAGAGACUGGGGCUGAGAAUGAAGUCACUGACGAGACGAAAAAGGAUGAUAAAGUAAUUACUGCCAAGGAUCUGUCAUCUCGUCAUCUGAAGAAGAAAACGAGGAACAUGUGGUAGUGGAAAAACUCGAGUAUGUUCUCCUCAGAGGUCCAAAGAGAACCAUCAGGGGCUUGUUGUUCAAAGUUGGAUUCGCUCUGGGUUAAAAUAUAACUGCUGUUUCGGUUUGUGUAUUUCUGCCGGUGAAGUAUUUUUAGAUCAGUGAUUUCUACACGUCCGUUUGAAAAUUUCAGAAAAGAAAAUUGAAGGUUUCUGAAGAAAUAUAUCCAAGUUUAUAAACAAGCAAAGUUUGCUUUGAAUUUUGGGUUGACCUAGAUGGAAAGACAUCAUUGAACCUCUUGCUAUUAAAGUUUGUCAAACGGUGAGUCAUCUGUUCAACUUGCUUUUUAUCCUCAGCAGCCGCGCAGAAAAAACAAUAGAAAAAGACUGGCACUGAACGUCAAUUUCCGUCAUCUUGCUUUCAAUUUUUGGACGCGAGUUUAUAAUCCAGAUAUAUAUAUCAGCCAUCCCAACAGCUGCACAAGAGACCUUGGGUUUGAUAACGCUGGGUGUCCCAAAAAGACUGGACACUGUUUGAUUUAUAAUACUUUUGUUUGUGGAAACACCAAGUAAGUUUAUUAAAUUUACUUGAUGUUUCCACAAACAAAGUAUUAUUUGUUUUAUCGCCAUGCAAACCUACAAAGAACUUAUUACCGUUUGAUUUCAUGUAACGUAAAAGCUAUAAAAUCUAUCGCAAUGAAAUGAAGAUCAUUGCAUUCAGAAAGGACGAACUUAGAUUUUGAUAUAUAACACUUGAAUUUACAUGUAAUAUUGAGCGAGAUACAAGCAAAAUAAAAAUAAUUAUUAUUUAACAAGUAUAACUACAUUGGUUGUUUUAUGCUAGUUCAAAGUUCAAACAUCAAUAGCGCAGUCAAUACAGUAUCCAGCAGGUGUCCAGUUUUUUUUGGGACACCCGGUUGUUGACCAGUCAGAAAUUGCACAAUUUUCGAAAGCUUAUUAUUCGAAGGGUAUUCAUGUAAACGUCUUCAAACUUUGUAUACUUACUAAUUUUGAGGUGGUCGUUUUAGUGAUUUGGUUCAUUUCUUAAUUUGGGCACUUUUUAACACUCGUCCCCAGUCCUCUCGUCAACUUCGGAAUGGCUAAUGUUGAUGUGACCAUAAGGUUAAAAUUUCUACACCUGUUCGUAGGUUAUCCCGGGCGUCGAGACUGAUGACGAGAUGGACAUGCGUCAUUAUGUGAAAAUCAAGAAAAUUCCAGGGGGGUCGCGGAGUGAUUGUCGCAUCGUGAACGGCGUGGUGUGUACUAAAAAUGUUGUCAAUAAGAAAAUGGCGCCAAUCAUCACGCAGCCACUCAUUCUCAUGCUCGCUUGUCCUGUAGAUUUUCAGGUCAGUGUCCUGUUGGGUCAGACUUCAUAACCAUAAUCCGACCCUUACCCUUGCCAGUGGCGAACACUAGGGGAGGGGUGGGGGGAAAGUUGCCUCCCCCCAAUAACGUCCGAAAACCUUUGAUUGAUAGCUGAAUAAGUGUAUAACAAAGCUGUAGAACAAUUAUUUUUCAACCAUGAAAGCACUGAUAGAAAACAAGAUGGCGUCUUUGGAUUCUCUGGUCUUACAAGAAGAGGAGUUUCUCAAGAACAUGGUGGGCCGUAUAGUCGCUUUGAAGCCACGCAUGGUGUUGGUCGAGAAAACAGUUUCACGUUUAGCCCAGGAGAUGCUCUUUGCAAAAGGAAUAUCUGUCAUUCUUAACAUUAAACCGGUAAAGAUUUAUUCAUCCAUUCAAUAGUCCAGAAUUACUGUACGUCCUAGUUGUCAAGAUCAAGAACGCCAAGACGAGGCUUCGUGCUGAAUUUGAUUAGAAACAUUGUACAUUGAAACCUCGUUCUCUCAUGCUACCACGCCUUGUGACGUCAUUAUGCAUAAGGUCCAUUGCAUAGAUAUCUUAUAUACACUAGAUAGCGCAUUUAUAAUUGAAGUAAAAUUGAAGCCAAGAAUAUUCCAGCGGUUACCCCCAUUUGAAUAGAUGGCGGCCAUGUUGGAGUUUCCCACUCGCUAAUAAACGCUUAAAAAACAACAAUAACUUUGAUCAUUUGAAUAGUUUGAUGAUGUAUUUGGAAUAGGUUUAACUUAAUGUUUAAGUUCCCUGUUUAAGAAAUAGAAAACAUACGAGUCUUCUCAUUUCAUGGGAAUAUCCUGAGUCUGCAAUCACGGCUUCAAUUUUUGAAUUGCAGAAUAAUUAGAUGCACUAUCUAGUGUAUAUAAGAUAUCUAUGGUCCAUUGCCCUCCAAAAACUAAACCUUUUCUUUAGCUGUGGUCUGUGCUCAGAUAUGGAUCGUAUGGUGGCAGUCUAGUACGCCUUCAACCAGGCCUCGAAUUUCCCUGAAAUCAAUCGACGGCAAUGGCGUUGAAAAUUGCCGUAGAACGUAACAGCUGUCUACGGCAAUUUUGGCAGUUUCCACGGCAUUUUUUCAAAUUACUGUAACAAAAAAUUAAUUUUAUUGUUAAUAUAGUAAUUUAGUGAAUAGUAUAAAAAUUAUACUAUACGGCAAAACAUUGCCGUCGUUUCCGCAAUGAUCCACAGCAUUUUGUACUCCCUCUACGGCAAUUGCCGCGAUUGCCGCGAUAAAAUUCGAGCCCUGCCUUUAACUCUAUCGCGUCUGGGCUGCAUCUUUCGCAAUUCAGCUUUCAGCUGCAAGAAAAGUAUGUUCAUUUUUAGAAACUGAUGGCAAGAAUAUCCCGUUGUGUGCAAGGUGAUGUGUUACCAUCAUUGGACCAAGGUAGUCGACCGAAAUUAGGAACAUGUCAGAAAUUCAAGAUCGAAAAAUUCAUUUUCAAGGUACAGUGUUCCUUAUAUUUUUCAGGUAGUUUCAUUGGGCCAUUCCAUUUAAUGUCCACCCCCCCUAUAUUCCCCUAUAGACGAGGGGAAUAGGGGGGUGGGAUGGAUAUUAAAUGGAAUGGUCCAAUGAGAAAAAAAGGUCAAAGUGCCGACACAAAACACCCCUCAGAAAUUUGUAAAUUUUCCCCUUGCCCCUCAGAAAAAUCGAAGAGAUCAAAGACUUCCAACAGGCUCAACCCCUCAGAAACGUCUUUGGGGUCACCCUUCAGAAAAAUUCGUCCAUGGGGGGGGGGGGGGUGGACAUUAAAUUCAUUCCUACCAACAAAAGCUUGUUCAUUAAAUGUAUAAAGCAGAUUUCGAUUGUUGGAUAUUACAGGAAUCGAACCUCAGUCACAGGAAGGUGCAUGUACGAACAUUUAAUAGGAAGAAUUAAAUCAAAUAAUUUUUUUUUUUCAGAAUGGUUCUACAAAAACGUUGUCAUUUUUCGAAGGUUGCAACCCUAACUGGGCGCCACAAUAA